AUGGAGUCGAUCAGAGUGGACGCCAGCAUCAUCUCGCAAUUCACGAAAAAAACCGUCCGUGUCAUCGGCAAACUCAUCGACAAGUCCACCGGCGCAGGCACUGCGAUCGUCCAGUGCAACGGCUCUAUCCAGCUCAAGUUCCAAAACCAGCAGGCCCUGCUCGAGUCGCUCUUGCUGAACAACUGGUACGAGUGUAUUGGUAUAGUGGACACAGACAACAGCGUGAAGGUGAUCCAGAUCAUUGAUUUUGGCGAUCAAAUAAGCGAGCCUGCCGUGACGAAGCUGGUGGAAAUGAGCCACAAGGUGCCGCAGCUCUUCUACACUAGUCUGAGUUAG
Molecule: messenger RNA, 336 nt
Organism: Ogataea angusta
Lineage: Eukaryota; Fungi; Ascomycota; Pichiomycetes; Pichiales; Pichiaceae
Exons: 1
Coding region: 1-336 (111 amino acids)
Biological process (GO): DNA repair; DNA recombination; DNA replication
Cellular component (GO): nucleus
Molecular function (GO): DNA binding
Source: RefSeq, a predicted model, not a curated record